Molecule: messenger RNA, 2644 nt
Organism: Hypomesus transpacificus
Lineage: Eukaryota; Metazoa; Chordata; Actinopteri; Osmeriformes; Osmeridae
Gene: acsf3
Product: acyl-CoA synthetase family member 3
Exons: 10
Coding region: 150-1955 (601 amino acids)
Biological process (GO): fatty acid metabolic process
Molecular function (GO): medium-chain fatty acid-CoA ligase activity
Source: RefSeq, a predicted model, not a curated record
CGAUACAUUAACAGAUUGUUUCCCUGCGGAAGGAAACUACCAACACGCCGUGCGUCGAGUCAAAUGACCGGUGUUUGGGUUGCUACAGCUGAUCUGACCCAGGGCGGAGUGUGUAUUGGGAGAGCAGAGUAGAGAGCCUGUCUGCUACCAUGAUUCUGUCAGGACGAGCAGCCUCAGUAGCAACAGCAGCUCACCUAUCUGCCUCCACUCAAGUCCUGACUGGCCCCCUCUGGCUCUCUGCUGUGGUUGGAUGCUCACACUGUGUGGUGACCAGGUGGAUUUUGGGAAAUGUAGUUCUACCUGAGAAGAGAGCCUACAGCUCCUCUGGUGUCUACAGGACAGCUGUAGCUACAGGAUGGAGCAGUAGGCCAGUGUUCACCCGUGCCCCUGCCUAUGGAGAUAAACUAGCCAUAGUGGACAGCAGUGGUAGUCACAGCUACAAACAGCUGUACGACAGCAGUACCAGCCUGGCCAGGAAGAUCACCUCUGCCCUGGGCUGCCCUUCAGGUGACCUGGAAGGGAAACGGGUCUCCUUCCUGUGUGCCAACGAUGCUUCCUACACAGUCGCCCAGUGGGCUGUAUGGAUGUGUGGUGGGACGGCCGUGCCACUCUACCGGAAGCAUCCGCCGUCGGAGCUGGAGUACAUUGUUUCGGAUUCCCAGACGUCCCUGCUGGUGGCGGGGGUCCCAUAUGGGGAUACCCUGAAGCUGCUGGCACAGGGGAUGGGGCUGCCAUGUCUGCUGCUGCCCCCCUCCUCCAACCUGGACACCCUGGAGGAAGCGGAUCUGGUUGAGGCUGGCGCGGGCAUCAGGGACUGGGCACAGCGGCCUGCCAUGAUUAUCUACACCAGUGGGACCACGGGAAGGCCUAAGGGAGUGCUUCACACACACAACAGCAUCUUGGCCAUGGUAAGGGGUCUCGUGUCAGAGUGGGCGUGGUCCAGGGAUGACGUCAUCCUGCACACCCUGCCCCUGCACCACGUGCACGGGAUCGUCAACAAGCUGCUGUGUCCUCUCUGGGUGGGCGCCACCUGUGUCAUGCUGCCUGACUUCCAUCCCCAGAAGGUAUGGGACCUUCUCCUCAGUAGUCGGCCUCCCGUGGUCAACGUCUUCAUGGCGGUGCCCACCAUCUACUCCAAGCUCAUCCAACACUACGAGCAGAACUUCACCAGGCCCCACGUCCAGGACUUCAUCAGGGCGGUCUGCAAAGAGAGGAUCAGGCUGAUGGUAUCGGGCUCGGCCGCCCUCCCCCAGCCCACCCUCCAGCGCUGGGAGCAGAUCACCGGACACACACUCCUGGAGCGCUACGGUAUGACCGAGGUGGGCAUGGCUCUCUCCAAUCCCCUCAACGGACCCCGCAUCCCAGGUGCAGUCGGUGUCCCUCUUCCAGGAGUGGAGGUGUGCAUCGUCAUGACGAACGCUACCAGCACCACCAUCGCUGAGGGCAACAGUGCAGAAACCAAGGUACGCCCUGGUCUGGAGGGGAAGGAGGGGGAGUUGAGGGUGAGGGGAGCGUCGGUCUUUCAGAUGUACUGGAACAAACCCCAGGAGACCAAGGAAAGCUUCACUACUGACGGCUGGUUCAAGACAGGGGACACCGCGGUGUUCAAGGACGGGGUCUACUGGAUCAUGGGCCGCACCUCUGUCGACAUCAUCAAGAGCGGAGGCUACAAGAUCAGCGCUCUGGAUGUGGAGCGCCACCUACUGGCUCAUCCGGACAUCCUAGACGUGGCUGUUAUUGGUGUUCGGGAUCCCAUCUGGGGUCAGAAGGUCACCGCCGUGGUGCAGCUGAAGAGGGGGCGGAGCCUUACCUUGGCCGAACUGAAGGUCUGGGCCAGGGAGCAUAUGGCCCCCUACACCAUCCCGACAGGGAUCAUCGUGGUGGAGGAGAUGCCAAGGAACCAGAUGGGCAAAGUCAACAAGAAGGACCUGCUCCGGACCGUCUCCCCCAGCUAGGAGGAUGACAUCACUUCCUGUGGAGAACAGCACUUCCUUUUGCCAUCCCCUCCCCUCUAACCAAGACAGAGCCCAGUCAUUUUAGCUGUCUUUUUCCAAUGCCCAUCCUCUCUAGCUGUCCUGCGGAGAAACGCACACUCAAGUAUGCUCCUAAGAGUGACCCAGAACAGGAUGAUUAAAUGGAUGAUGAGUGGUGCUGUUGUGAUAAGAUGAUGAUGAUUUUCACAACACUGCCGUGUAUAAACUGACUGCGCCAAUCAUCAACAUGCUGUAGGCACACCGGGAGAUGAAUGAUAAUACUGACACAAAUAGACAUUAAGAAACAGUGUGAUCAAAGCUGUAAAACACACGUUGAGUUUAUGUACACUGGAAGAGGAUGUAGAAGGCUGUAAUAGUCUGCUUUCAGAUAGAUUCCCUUGGAGUGUCAACUGCUGUACGUUUAUUUUAACGUGUAAUAUAUCGAUGAAGUAUUCUUGAGUUGCGGUUGUCUGAUUUAAGAGCCCGUACUGUGUGUGCCUUAAUGUGAAUGUACAUGUGUGGGCGACAGAGGUAGCUCGCGUGCACAAGCAGCUGUGGUUACACAGGUGUGAUGAGAGCCUGGAGGCAGAGAGUCUCUCCAGAUACUCUCUACAACAGCUGGAUGUGCCAUCAUCGGCAUCCUUUCUUCUCCCUUUCUCUCUCUCUCUCUC